GCUCACAAAAACACCCACAAGCCUCUCGCGUACUCUCAUUUCCUUCUCAGUUCUCACCAUAUAUCCACAUACCGCCAUGGCCACAUGCCUCCUCAUUCCCAGCCCCCACGCUCCGAAAUUCCGUCACUCUCCCACCCCUAAAAUCACCUGCUCGUCCCUCACGGCCCAAUCCCAGUCCGCCAAGCGCCGCCUCCUCAGCCUCAUCUCGGACCAGGACCGAGGCCUCAAGACCCAGAAGGACCCUGCGAAACGCGCUUCCAUCGUCGAAGCCAUCGACGCCAUGGCCGUUCUCGGCCAGGAUACAGUCACCACCGGCGGGUCCCUCUCGGCCACGUGGCGGCUGCUCUGGACCACGGAGAAGGAGCAGCUCUUCAUCGUCGAGAAUGCACGGUUGUUUGGUACUCAGGCCGGUGACGUCUUGCAGGUAAUCGACAUCGAGAAAUUGACUCUGAACAAUGUGAUCACUUUCCCUCCCGAUGGAGUUUUCUUCGUUCGCUCCGGUAUCGAAGUCGCUUCGCCGCAGAGAGUGAAUUUUAGAUUUACAAGCGCGGUUCUACGGGGAAAAAACUGGGAGAUCCCACUACCGCCAUUCGGGCAAGGUUGGUUUGAGUCCGUGUACCUUGAUGACGAGCUUCGAGUUGUGAAGGAUAUCAGGGGAGACUAUUUGGUUGUUGACCGCGCUCCUUAUGAUUGGAAAGAAUGAACGGCCGAAGUUAUGGUUUAUCUUAUUGUUACCAAUAUGGGAGCAAAAUGUUUGAAUCUAUAUACCUCGAUGAUGACAUUAGAGUAGCAAAGGAUAUCCGUGGAGACUAUUUAGUUGUUGAUCAUGCUCCUUAUAGUUGGAAAGAGUGAGGACGGAAGUGCAAUGUCUCGGUAUUUCGAAAUUCUUGUGCAGCAACUUUUGGUCUAGUAUAAUUUUUUUGAAUGUUUAACAUGUUCAUACUCCAGUACUAUUGCCUUCCCAAUUAUCCUACAAUCUUGUUUCAGGUCCAGAUUUCUUUCUUGCUCUCAUACUCUAUUCUAUAAAUCCUCAUUUCUUCCUUACUUUCAGAUUCUCUUUCAGAGGGAACUUCUGACCCAUGGAAAUCAAUUCUGCAAACUGCUUUUUGGAAAGUGUUACUCCUCCAUCCAUGAGGGCUUGCAUCACUAUAGGUCAUUAGAUUCUUGCCUUUCUAGCCUUGUACUUUGUAUGAAAUCAAGCUGAAGUAAAUAUAUUGUUAUGAUCCUGUUUAUUUUUUGGAUCUAAGACUGUGUUUGCUAAUAUAGAGUUGAGUGAUGCUCCUAGUUCAAAUUGAAAGCUGUUUUCUUAUAAACAGGCUGUCCAUGCACAGCUCAUUUGUAAUUUUACUAAUAUAUGAACUAUAGUGAUACA
Molecule: messenger RNA, 1372 nt
Organism: Alnus glutinosa
Lineage: Eukaryota; Viridiplantae; Streptophyta; Magnoliopsida; Fagales; Betulaceae
Product: probable plastid-lipid-associated protein 11, chloroplastic
Exons: 4
Coding region: 77-703 (208 amino acids)
Source: RefSeq, a predicted model, not a curated record